AUGAGAGAUGGGAUCCUCUGUUACAGAUGUAACUCUGUGUCCUCUCAGGGGGAGAUUGAAGGCCCAUGUCAAGGACGAGACUGCUCUGCAUGUCAGUGUCUUCCUGCCAAAGGUGCACGGGGCCACCCUGGAGCAGGCGGUGAGCCUGGUUUUCGAGGGUUGGACGGCUGCAAUGGCACAAGGGGUCGACCAGGAGUCUUUGGUAUUCCUGGUUUGGAUGGUUUCCAUGGGCUGCUGGGUUAUCAAGGCCCACCUGGCCCACAAGGACCAGAAGAAGUCAUAGAAUUUCCUCCAGACUUCCUUCCACCCAAAGGCAACAAGGGAGACACAGGUCUUCCUGGACAAUGCGGACCAAAGGGCAUACGCGUGAGUUUCAUCCUGUUUGUAAGCAUACAGGGCUACCAAGGAGAUCUAGGUCUCCCCGGUCCCCUGAACCUUCACAAUGGAAGUUAUGUCAGAGGAGAGCUGGGUCUGCCUGGUCCACGAGGGUUCCUUGGUCCGAAGGGCUAUAAGGGAGAGCCAGGGGGGUAUAAAAACGUUGAAAAUCUGUUUCCGGGACUGAAGGGAACUAAAGGACUCCUCGGACACAAAGGUGUCACAGGCCCUCCAGGUCCUCCAGGAUGUGGAGAUUACUUCUGUGAGUCUGGUUACCCAGGAGACACUGGUGACAUAGGACCCAAAGGAUCUCCUGGAAAUCAAGGGGUCAAGGGAAUUACAGGUUGUCUAGGGGAAUGUGACUGUAGGUCUGCUGGGGGAAGAGAAGGACCCUCUGGUCCAGCUGGUUAUCCAGGACCUCCAGGGUUUCCCGGAACUCAAGGACUUAAAGGAGACCCAGGGCUGAAAGGAUACGAGGGUCCAAGAGGACCACAUGGCUUUCAAGGAAUUCCUGGUAUAAAAGGACAUAAGGGUCAAAAAGGUCACUCUUUUGUGGUAGAUGCUAAAGGUGCCAAAGGUAACCAAGGAGUCCUCGGAUAUCCUGGUCCUCCUGGAGCAGCGGGUAGGCCAGGACUGGAUGGAACCCCUGGGCCUGCAGGGGACCAUGGAACACCAGGUGCUGGAUAUACAGGAUUACUUGGUCCUAAAGGUUACCCUGGUGUUGCUGGACCAAAAGGUUUUCCAGGGCGUAUAGGCCCCCCAGGUCCUGGUGUUCCAGGCUCUCAGGGGAAACCUGGACCUAAAGGUUAUCAGGGACUUCCUGGCCCCUCGGGAAUUCCUGGACGACCAGGCCCUCCAGGUGAAACUGAGGAAUGCUGCCUUGAAGAAGAGAUUGGAUCAUCUGGUCAGAAAGGAGAGUCAGGAUCACCGGGGUUUCCAGGUGAGCCAGGAAGAGAUGGUCCUCCGGGAACUGUGGGACUACCAGGCCCGAAAGGCAUGAAAGGAGAUGACAGGGAAACUGGAGAGAUUGGACAGCUAGGUCUUCCAGGUUUAAAUGGGGAUCCAGGUGACCCUGGUCCCGGUGGAAUUAGCCUGGAUGGCCCUUCAGGACUUCUUGGGUUACCAGGACUUCCAGGCAGGAAGGGUGACCCAGGAGAUGCCCUCUCUGCCAGGCCAGGUGCUACUGGCUCACCCGGCCGCCCUGGGGCUCAGGGGACAAGUGGACUCAGUGGAAUUCCUGGAAACCUAGGGUCUCAAGGGGUCCACAAGGUUUCCGUGGCCCUCCCGGUUUGCCAGGCCCAGCGGGACCAGGAGGCCCCGCUGGUCCCUCAGGAGAUCCUGGAACUGAUGGCUGGUCUGGACAGAAAGGCAGGGCUGGGGCCAGAGGUUUACCUGGUCAUCCUGGACCAGCGGGACACAGAGGUAAACAAGGAGAAAGAGGCUUUGAUGGUCGCCCAGGUGACACUGGACACCAAGGACAGCCUGGUCAUAAAGGAUCAAAGGGCCCAAGGGGAGUCCCAGGUGAUUUGGGUCCUGAUGGAUGGCCUGGUUUACCAGGCUUUAAAGGCAGCACUGGUGCUCCAGGCAGGGCAGGAAUACCUGGACCUCAUGGGUACCCAGGGAUCAGAGGUUUCACUGGUCCAAGGGGAUAUCCUGGACCUGAUGGAGAUCUGGGGGAUCAAGGGCCAAGGGGACAAGUGGGUAUCCCAGGGUCACCAGGAUUUCCAGGAGCCAAGGGUGAGCCUGGACACUCUUAUGGAACACCUGGUCCACCUGGACCCAAAGGAUUGGCCGGGGAGGAUGGACCCAGUGCACCCAGAGGGAGUCCAGGAGAUCCAGGGGACCCAGGACCCCAGGGAAGGUCAGGUCAGCCUGGACAGCGAGGCAUGGUCGGUGAACCAGGAAGACAAGGAGGACCAGGCUUCCCUGGACCUCAUGGCCCAUCAGGUCAUCCAGGUGUUCCAGGUUUUCCAGGCGAUAAUGGAGGUCUGGGACCCCCGGGCCCACCGGGGCCAUAUGGGCCUUCCUGGACCACCAGGUCUGGAUGGACUAGAUGGGCUUAGAGGUCCAAAAGGAAUAAAAGGACCAAGUGGUUCAUGUAUACCUGGCACUCCAGGACCAGAUGGUUUUCCUGGAGUCAAAGGUCUCAGAGGUCAGCAGGGGCCUCGAGGAGCAAUUCUUUCUGGGUCCAAAGGCCAGAGGGGCUCACCUGGUGCCACAGGUCUUCCAGGCUUCCCAGGUGUACCUGGUAACCCUGGUAAAGAAUGCUCCAAGCCUCUACCAGGACCCAACGGAGACCUAGGUUAUGAAGGACCUCCAGGACCUCCAGGACCACCAGGAGACCCAGGCCCAAUUGGCCUCCCAGGGUUACCAGGUCAUAAGGGAGAUGGGGGCCUCCCAGGGCCUCCUGGGUCUCAGAUGCAUCCAGGCUUUAGAGGACCAAAAGGUGAGAAAGGUCCUGCUGGUUCUAGAGGUUCCCAGGGACCCAAAGGUCAGAUUGGGGUCCCUGGACCUUGGGGUCGAAAGGGACUAACAGGCCCAGCUGGAGACACAGGACAGAAGGGCUCCAUAGGGUUUGUGGGCCUCCCUGGCAAACCAGGUCCUGCAGGUGAUAAUGGUCUUGUUGGAGACCCAGGAGAUGCUGGUCAGCUAGGAUUUGCUGGACCUCAAGGUAUCCCAGGUCCACCCGGUGAUCCAGGUAACCAAGGCCAAAGGGAGGCAUCAAGGUCAGGCUUUCUUUUGGCAAUCCACAGCCAGUCAGUUCAGGUGCCACAGUGCCCUGAAGGCAGCAGUCAGCUCUGGGUGGGCUACAGUCUGGUCUACUUGGAGGGACAAGAGAAGGCUCACGCUCAAGAUCUGGGCCACGCUGGCUCCUGCCUACCUGUUUUCUCCACCAUGCCUUUCUCCUACUGCAACAAAGCUGCCUGUCACUACUCUAAUCGCAACGACAAAUCCUAUUGGCUCUCCACCACCGCUCCCAUACCCAUGAUGCCCCUCUCUGGCCUGGAGAUUAGCUCCCACAUCAGCCGCUGUGUGGUGUGUGAGACAGUUUCGCCUGCAGUGGCUUUUCACAGCCAGGAUCACACAGUCGCCGCAUGCCCAGCUGGCUGGAGGAGUCUGUGGACCGGGUACUCUUUCCUCCUGCACACAGGGGCAGGUGAUGAGGGUGGUGGCCAGUCUCUGACUUCUUCUGGUAGCUGCCUGAAGGAUUUCCGAACUCACCCCUUCAUAGAGUGCCAAGGUGCGCGCGGCUCUUGUCACUACUUUGCCAACCUCUACAGUUUUUGGCUAACCACUGUCAGCCAUACAGAGCAGUUCAUCACCCAGAGGCCUGGCACCAUCAAGGCAGCUGAUAAGCAGCGACACAAGGCCAGUCAGUGUCAUGUCUGCCUCAGAGAACAAUAA
Cyclopterus lumpus (lumpfish) is the source of this 3780-nucleotide messenger RNA. RefSeq names its product collagen alpha-6(IV) chain-like. Lineage: Eukaryota; Metazoa; Chordata; Actinopteri; Perciformes; Cyclopteridae. Gene Ontology annotation, cellular component: collagen trimer. The transcript is spliced from 32 exons. Gene Ontology annotation, molecular function: extracellular matrix structural constituent. The record is from RefSeq and is a predicted model, not a curated record. The coding region runs from base 1 to 3780 and encodes 1259 amino acids.